Molecule: messenger RNA, 1106 nt
Organism: Moneuplotes crassus
Lineage: Eukaryota; Ciliophora; Spirotrichea; Euplotida; Euplotidae
Source: the annotation of a GenBank genome assembly
UUUAAAUAUGAGACACAUGAGUUUGGACAUUAAUAAUGCAGCUGUUAGUGUUCAGAGACUGAAGAGAGAGAAGAUUAGACAGAGAUUGAAUGGAAAGCCAAAUGCCUUGCUUAAGAAGACCGAGUCGGCACUUACUUUUGAAAAGCCAUUUUGUCGUAAGGAAAGUCAGCACAAACUUCAUAUCAAAUCAAUCAGCAAAUUAAGUAUCGAAAUGGAAGAUUUUAUCAAUCAAAAUGCUCUUACUGGAAAGAGAAAAUCUAGUGCAAAAGCUCACAAGAAGAAAAGAAUUCCGAGUGCUAUUCCAAAAGGCAUUAAAACAGAGGUUGGCACUCAGAAAUCAGAUCAGAUGCGAGCCCAAUUCAUUCUCUCAUUGAAAGAACACCUUGUAAUGAAAAAGAAAAGUGAGGAUAAUGACAAAGAAAUUUUAACCCAAAAUACAACAAAAAGAAUGAGAACACAUCUUAAAAGACCAGGAACAGCCUUUGCUGUUCCUGAAAAUUCUUGGAUGAAAAAUAGCAACCCUAAACCUGUAGUACUUAUGAGCCAUAUGCAAAUCAAAAAUUCUAAAUCAAAACCUUGUCUAUCAACCUUAAUUCUGAAGCGAAACCCAAGGGAUUUGUCCUUCCCAAGGAAGAAGAGCUCUGGUGUUGAUAUCCAAAGUAUUUAUACUGCGAAAAGGCCAGAUAGAAGCUUGAAUAGCAACAAUACUAGCAUAAAUGCAUCUAGCAAGAAUAUCAGAGCUCCUCCUCUUCUAUGAAGAAAGGAAUUCAAGGAUAAGAGGACUGACCACAAGAAGGAUAUCCUCCAGAAUCUCAAUUUUGUUUCCAAAGCUCCUAUUUUCUCUAAGAAACCUCCAAUUAUGCCUAAAUAAAUCAUUUAAGAAGUUGCCUCUCCAGAAAGUUGGAACUAAGUUUAAAAAGAAAAAGACUUUGAAAGCUGGUAGGCCAGGUAAAGAGAAUGAUUUCAUGCAGUCUAAUCUCAAUGAAAGUGCUACAGCUAAAACUCUCCAUUGAAGAUCAAGGAUUGAACUGGUGAAAAUGAAGACAGACCAAGGAAGUGAUGAAGAAGACAAUCUCUAUCACAAAAGACUGAAGUCAAGAUAUUAG